CGGGAGAGAGAGGAGAGAAGAGAGGGAAAAGAGAGGAGAGAGAGGGGAGAAGAGAGACGGAAGAGAAGAGAGAGGGAAGAGAGAGGGAAAAGGGGAAGAGAGAGGAGAGAGAGGGGAGAAGAAAUAGAGAGGAGAGAGAAGAAAGAGAGAGGAGAGAGUGAAGAGAGAGGAGGGAAGAGAGAGGGAAAAGAGGGGAAGAUAGAGGAUAGAAGAGAGAAGAAAAAGAGGAGAGAGAGAGAGAGAGGGGAGAAGAGAGACAGAAGAGGAGAGGGGGAAGAGAGAGAGGAGAGAGGGAAGACGGACGGAAAAGGGGGGAAGAGAGAGGAGAGAAGAGAGAAGAGAGAGAGGAGAGAAGAGAGACAGAAGAGAAAAGAAAAAGAGAGGAGAAAGAGAAGAGAGAGGAGAGAGGAGAGAGAGGGGGGAGAAGAGAAGAGAGAAGAAAGAGAGAGGAGAGAGGGGGAGAAGAGAGACAGAAGAGAAAGAGAGAGAGAGAGAGAGAGAGAGAGGGGAGAAGAGAGACAGAAGAGAAGAGAGAGGGAAGAGAGAGGGAAAAGGGGAAGAGAGAGGAGAGAGGAGAGAAGAAAUAGAGAGGAGAGAAGAAAGAGAGGAGAGAGAAGAGAGAGGAGGGAAGAGAGAGGGAAAAGGGGAAGAGAGAGGAUAGAAGAGAGAAGAAAAAGAGGAAAGCGAGAGGGGAGAAGAGAGACAGAAGAGGAGAGGGGGAAGAGAGAGGAGAGAAGAGAGAGAGGAGAGGAGAGAGAAGAGAGAGGAGGGAAGAGAGAGAGGAGAGGAGAGAGGGAAGAUGGACGGAAAAGGGGGGAAGAGAGAGGAGAGAAGAGAGAGAGGAGAGAGAAGAGAGAGAAGAUAGAGGGGGAAGAG
Lampris incognitus (smalleye Pacific opah) is the source of this 876-nucleotide messenger RNA. RefSeq lists its product as uncharacterized. The transcript has 2 exons. The annotation marks the transcript as partial. The record is from RefSeq and is a predicted model, not a curated record. NCBI's taxonomy places the organism in Eukaryota, Metazoa, Chordata, Actinopteri, Lampriformes, Lampridae.